Molecule: messenger RNA, 630 nt
Organism: Lottia gigantea (owl limpet)
Lineage: Eukaryota; Metazoa; Mollusca; Gastropoda; Lottiidae
Exons: 4
Source: RefSeq, a predicted model, not a curated record
CUGGUUAGGUGCUGUUUUCGCUGGGCUGUGUGCUGUUUUCGCUGGGUUGAGUGCUGUUUUCGCUGGGUUGAGUGCUGUUUUCGCUGGGUUGUGUGCUGUUUUCGCUGGUUAUGUGCUUGCUGUUUUCGCUGGGUUGGGUGCUGUUUUCGCUGGGUUGAGUGCUGUUUUCGAUGGGUUUGGGUGCUGUUUCGCUGGGUUAGGUGCUGUUUUCGCUGGGUUGUGUGCUGUUUUCGCUGGUUAGGUGCUGUUUCGCUGGGUUGUAUGCUGUUUUCGCUGGUUAGGUGCUGUUUUCGCUGGGUUGAGUGCUGUUUUCGCUGGGUUGAGUGCUGUUUUCGCUGGGUUGAGUGCUUGCUGUUUCGCUGGGUUGUGUGCUGUUUUCGCUGGGUUGAGUGCUGUUUUCGCUGGGUUGAGUGCUGUUUUCGCUGGGUUGAGUGCUGUUUUCGCUGGGUUGUGUGCUGUUUUCGCUGGGUUGUAUGCUGUUUUCGCUGGUUAGGUGCUUGCUGUUUUCGCUGGGUUGAGUGCUGUUUUCGCUGGUUAGGUGCUGUUUCGCUUGGUUGUAUGCUGUUUUCGCUGGUUAGGUGCUGUUUUCGCUGGGUUGAGUGCUGUUUUCGCUGGGUUGUAUGCUGUUUU